GUUGCCGCUGCAAAUGGUAUGGCCCCCGGACAGGUGACAAAGAAUGCCCUUUCUUUAUCAAAGAGAACCAAAAGUUAAAACAGUUCAGAGUGCACAUGAAGAUCCCAUGUACGACAUCAUUCGGGAGAAUAAAAGACAUGAGAAGGACGUGAGGAUCCAGCAGCUGAAACAGCUCCUGGCAGACUCCACCUCAGAGGAGGACGGGAGCAGCUCUGAGUCCUCGGAGGGUAGAGAGAAACACAAGAAGAAGAAGAAGCACAAGAAAAGAAAGAAGGAAAAGAAGAAAAAGAAGUGGAAGCAGAAGUCUUCCAAGCCAAGUGAAAGUUCAGACUCGGAGUGAAGGGGACGCCUGGCCGAGCACCUCAGCCCCAGCACUGCGGCAGAUCCAGUGGCCGGGAGGGGACAUCGGGUCUGUAGGGACGCUUACCACGAACUGAAGGACGCUCUGCUGUUCUCCAGCGCCAGGCCUCCGCUAUGUCGCGCAGGAGAGCUCCUCAUGUUCAGUGCCUGAGACCCCUUUGCAGCCUCCAUAGGCAGCAACUGGACCAGGGCCCACCGUGGCCUUGUGAGCCCAGAGUGCGCCCCCUAGUGGAGAGGCUCGGUCCCACGGCUUCAGAUCUGGCUGUCUUAUGUUAGGGACAAUAAAAGCUUGUGAUUUAUUUUUCAAACGUA
Molecule: messenger RNA, 672 nt
Organism: Cavia porcellus (domestic guinea pig)
Lineage: Eukaryota; Metazoa; Chordata; Mammalia; Rodentia; Caviidae
Product: retinitis pigmentosa 9 protein-like
Exons: 3
Coding region: 44-340 (98 amino acids)
Biological process (GO): RNA splicing
Source: RefSeq, a predicted model, not a curated record